Nothoprocta perdicaria is the source of this 1539-nucleotide messenger RNA. RefSeq names its product src kinase associated phosphoprotein 2 (gene SKAP2). The coding region runs from base 1 to 1020 and encodes 339 amino acids. The record is from RefSeq and is a predicted model, not a curated record. The transcript has 13 exons. Gene Ontology annotation, cellular component: plasma membrane; cytoplasm. NCBI's taxonomy places the organism in Eukaryota, Metazoa, Chordata, Aves, Tinamiformes, Tinamidae. Gene Ontology annotation, molecular function: protein binding.
AUGUCCGGCGUCCCGCUCCCCGAGGACGUGCGCGGCCUCCUGGCAGAUGUUGACACAUUUAUUUCCCAAACUUUAAAAGGAGAAAAUCUAUCCAAGAAAGCAAAGGAAAAAAAGGAUGUUCUUCUUAAGAAGUUAAAAGAUGUUAAGGCAAGCUAUCCUCAAGAAUUCCAGGAUAAAGAAUUGGAAGAUGAGGAAGAGCCUGAGGGCUCUUUCUCUUCACCUCCUGACAGUGCCUCAAUAGCAUCUGACCGGUACGAUAAAGAGGAUGAAGCCCCCUCGGAUGGGAAUCAGUUUCCUCCUGUUGCAGCUCAAGAUCUUCAAUUUGUUCUGAAGGCUGGAUACCUUGAAAAACGCAGAAAAGACCACAGUUUUCUYGGCUUUGAAUGGCAGAAGCGUUGGUGUGCUAUCAGUAAGACGGUCUUCUAUUAUUAUGGAAGUGACAAAGACAAACAACAGAAAGGUGAAUUUGCCUUAGAGGGCUACACCAUCAGAAUGAAUAAUAGCCUUCGGAAGGAUGCAAAGAAAGAUUGCUGUUUUGAAAUCUCUGCUCCUGAUAAGCGCAUUUAUCAGUUUGCAGCUGCCACUCCCAAAGAAGCAGAAGAAUGGGUUCAGCAAGUCAAAUUUGUAAUUCAAGACAUGGAAUCUAAUACUAUUCCUGAGGAGGAGGCAGAGGAAGAAUAUGAUGAUGUUGCACAUGCGAGCAGUGACCCGGUAGAUGACAGCAUUUAUGAAGAACUUCCAGAAGAGGAGAGUGUUCCUCCAAAGASUGAAGUGCCAAGAAAACCGAGCCAGGAGAAAGUAACCGUCGUUUCAGAUGGGAAAAAUACCGAUUAUGCCAAUUUCUACCAAGGUUUGUGGGACUGCACAGGAGACGUACCUGAUGAGUUGACAUUUAAGCGUGGUGACGUUAUCUACAUUCUCAGCAAGGAGUACAAUAGAUUUGGCUGGUGGGUAGGAGAAAUGAAGGGAACCAUUGGCUUGGUGCCUAAAGCCUACAUAAUGGAGAUGUAUGAUAUUUGAGAGGCCUGGGAGAAAUCUGCAGUUGGAGCCGGGAGCCGCGUGCAGCUGCAGUUCGGAGCYGGCCUCCGAAGGAGGAUUCUGCCGGACACAUUUCGUGGUUUCAGUGAACGCAGUCGGAGCACAGCCAUAUACACCAAACACUGAAAAUAUUGAAAACUGAUCAUCAUUUUGAGGAAAUGUUUGUCUUUUUAAACAAUUGUAAUGCUGAGAAAUGAAAUAGAUGAUAAUUAACAUGUGRGGUACAAACAAUCAAAUACUGCCUGUUGCCUUUUGCUUGCACAUAUUAGCAGCUCUCUGUAUUUUUGUAGGUUUCUGUUGUUUCAUUGCACUUGGCUCUGUUUGUUACUCAAAUUAAAACAAGCUGAACUCUGAAAGAAGCAAAUUAUUAUUCACUUCAUGCAUUUAUUAAUCUUUUGAUGGAGCGGUUUACUGUAUAUUUUGUUUGUAACUUCCUAGGAAAAUCAAAGGAAAUUCUUAUGUAACAAUGCGARUUUUAAAGAUAUUAUGCUUCAAAGUGAU